This is a messenger RNA of Erythranthe guttata (spotted monkey flower), 816 nucleotides long. The record is from RefSeq and is a predicted model, not a curated record. Lineage: Eukaryota; Viridiplantae; Streptophyta; Magnoliopsida; Lamiales; Phrymaceae.
CGAUGCACGUUCUACAAUUAUUUCACAGGAAUUGCUAUUGUACUUAUGGGAGUCAGCGGUGCUGGAAAAUCAACGAUAGGUGCAAUGCUGGCAAACGAGAUAAAUGGUACCUUUCUUGAUGCCGAUGAUUACCACCCACAGUCAAACAAAGACAAAAUGAAGAAUGGCAUCCCUCUUUCGGACAAAGACCGAAUUCCUUGGCUCGAAACUCUGCGUGAUGCACUGAGGGCUAGCUUGGUGGAUGGCAAAACCGUGAUUCUUGGAUGUUCUGCUUUGCAGAAGCAUUACAGAGAAAUUCUUAGAAGCGGGGACCCACAUUACGUACCCGGUUCUUAUGUAUGUGGUGUAAGAUUUGUUCUGUUGAGUGUUGGUGCUCAAGUGCUUGCCGAUCGGCUGGAGCAAAGAGCGAAAGAAGGGAGGCAUUUCAUGCCAGCUCAGCUCUUGAAAUCCCAAUUGGAUUUGCUGCAGAUUGAUGAAUGUGAAGGAAUAUUCCAAGUUGAUGCUUCGUUAGAUCCUCGUCACACUCUGAAAACGGUACGAGCUUUGCUGCAGAUGGAUGGAUAACGAACGCAAUCGGGUAAUGCUACAAAAUUGUAUCUUUGGAAAGUUGACGUAUAACAACACGAUGUAGUCGAAAAACAAAAACAAUAUUCAUUUCAUUUGAUUGAAGUACCGAAUUAAUCAAAAGAAAUGAUAAAAAAAACAUAUAGAAAACGAAAAAUUAUGAUAUAGAGAAUAAAAUACAUCAUCUGAACUAAAUGGUACAAUUAUCUCGUCCGAUCCACUCAGAUCCUUAAUACUAAACUUAGUUAUCAA